UCAAUCGCAUUGUGUUUGUUUUGUCCAGCAGAGGGGGCUGCUCGCCAAAGCAUUCACUCUUCUUCUACUAACUACGUGCUCGAGAAAGUUAUAGAGAGAACUGCUGUGGAAGACUCGUCCAGAAGCUAGCAAGUGUCAAGUGAAUCCACAACAUCACCACAAACGUCUUUUCAAGCCAGAUUGGAGAGGAAGGUGAAGGAAAAAUUAAGGGAGUGAAGCAAGGAGAGUGUAGAAGAGUAAGGUGGAAAGGUGAAGAGAAGGAAGACGAGUGAAGAAAAGAGACGGAUCAGGAAGAUGAUUGGAGGAGAAGAAAAAGUUGAGAGUAAGAAGAGUGACACAAGGAGAGUGAAGAAGAGCAGACAGAGGAGAUACAAUGACUCUUUCCAAGAAACGGAAAUGCACUUAUGAAAAACAUGAGAGAAUUUCCAUUUAUACGCUCAGGUCAAGACGAUAGAAUGGUUCACUGCACCCUUUGUAAUUCCUCUCUUUCAAUUGGCAGCCGGAGAAGAACGGCAGUGUAAAGUCAUCCCAAAAUGUAACCUGGAAAACAUUCUUCUCUGCCGACAACAAAUACCAACUUUGGAGGACUGAAUAGGCUGGGGAGGGUCAAUUUCCAUACCAAAGUUAAAAAUGCUCUGCAGCGGGAGGUGAUUGGCUUAGGUUGUCCUGCCCACAUCAUUCAUAACACGGCCAGAACAGCUUUGGAUAUGAUGUUGAGUACCUGCUCACAAAGAUAUUUGGAUAUGUUCAUAUUUUCACUGUCAGAGUAGAGAGACUGAAAGCCUUUUGUGAGUUUGUUGGCCAGGAGUACCAUAACAUUUUAGGACACAGCAAUGUUCGCUGGCUGUCCAUGCUCCCUGCUCUAAAAAGUGCUGAAAAUGUAUGCGCCAUUGAAAUCCUUUUUUCUUUCUGAAGACAAAUGCCCUGUUGUCCUGCAAACAAUGUUCGAAGAUCCACUGACUGAACUUUAGCUGGCCUUUGUCCAUGGAAACCUGACCGUAUUCAGUGGCACGAUCAAGAUGCUUGAAGGCCAGGACCGCUGUGCGGUGGAGUCAGCUACAAUUCUGAGAAACGUUGAGGCAAAAUUGACUGUAAGACGUGAUGACAACUUCAUUCCAGUUUGUCAGAGGACUUCUGAGAGAGCUAGAGGAAAAUGGAGCCAUGUCUAAAGAGAGCUUUCUCAAAACAUCCCAAUCGUUCUUCACUAUGGCUGUGAACUACUUGCAAGCAUGGGGAAAGCACACAGAUAAUCUAAAAGAUUUACAUCGUCUCCUUUUAAAAAGGCAACCUCAGCGUGAAGAGAUCCAGAAGGCAGCAGGCACACUGCAGGAAAAAUACCCCAAUGUGACCAUCAAUGAGGAGGCCUUGUGUGACGAGUUUACUGGCCUGCAAGAGUUCCUAAAGGGGGGAUCGCUUGAAGAAUGGAAAACAUCUGAGACACCGCUUAGUCAGAGAUGGAGCACGGUGGUUGCCCACUUCAAAGAGAAUGACAUCCCACACCCUAACCUGGCUAGAUUAGCGUCUGUUGACCUGUGCUUACCUGGAAGUAAUGCACCAGUCGAGAGUGUUCUCCCAAAUAAAUGCUCUAUGGACAGCGGCAAGAAAUGGGUUCACUGUUCCUACCAUCAAGGCCAUGCUUAUUGUGAAGACAAACUUCAACCUCCCCUGCCAGGAGUUCAUGGAGAAGCUGGCCAAAGACAGAGCAAUCCUGAAGAAAAUUAAUUCUUCUGAGAAAUAUACACAUUAGAGAUAAAAAACGCUUCUACGCGUGAUUGUGAAGGGCCCGCUUCGACAAGGCCAAGGAUGAGAAGGACAUGGUCAAAGCCACUAUGAUGCAGGAGAGGAGGAAAUCUGGUCUAACCAACACCCGCAGCCUUACCUCUUCCCUGACUCUCCAGGAGGAACUUCCUAUGAAAGAUAUGACAUGUACAAGGAGUGCCUUUGAUUUGACGGCCUGCGCAGUCCGGUGCGAGAGACCGUUAGACCCGAGGAUGUGUAUCUGUGCAUGAGUUUGCUAGCCAACGUCCCCAUGACAUUGCCUACCAGCGUGAACUGGGAUUUCUGUUGGAGAAGUAGUGUCUGUGAUCUUCAUACGGUCCCUGAAUGGUGUCUAGAUCACUGGCAUCCCCCAGACGGUCAUGUAUCCUACUUUGCCAAGAGGGAGCAGUGGAAGAACCUGCAAGAACAGAGCUGGGACAAAGAGGUCCAGGAGCUGCAGGGAGUGACCCCUGCCAUUGGGCCCAAGUCGGAGGCCUUACCCCCAGUCUGCAAGAACUGCGACCUGCCCCCUCUGUGGUGGCAGUACGCCAUCCGCCCCAGGGAGCGUCCUGUCUUUCAGCCCCCGGAUGACACUACCUGGUAAUAACAGCAAAUGGCAGCUCACCACAGUACCUUCUACCACACAACAGCAUGCAGAUUCCCCUCCUUGUGAAUUACUGUCCCUCUGUAAAGAUAUUGAUAUAAUGGAAUAGCUUUGAAAGAGGUUGCAGUAAGCUUUGUCAGAAGGUAUUCCACCCUCCCUGAAUUGACAGUAAUUAUUUGGUUGUGAAAAAAAAGCAGGUGACUUUCAAAUGUACUGUAGCUGUUAUUUUCCCUGUACAAGGACAUCUGUUUAAAUAAAUUAGUAUAAUUAUUGGGAAA
Oncorhynchus tshawytscha (Chinook salmon) is the source of this 2640-nucleotide messenger RNA. Its product is annotated as NADH dehydrogenase [ubiquinone] 1 beta subcomplex subunit 9. The coding region runs from base 2006 to 2362 and encodes 118 amino acids. The transcript has 6 exons. The record is from RefSeq and is a predicted model, not a curated record. Lineage: Eukaryota; Metazoa; Chordata; Actinopteri; Salmoniformes; Salmonidae.